AGGCAUGCCAAAGUAUGUCCCUUGAAGUCAGUACGAAAUGCCGAUAGUAAUACUAGAAGAGACCAUGUGUCGGCAUCACAAACUGUAGUGGCUUGCGCAAGUGACCCUACAAACACGUUGUCAACAUUAAGGGUCAAAAAUCAGGUUUUCGACAAAAUGAAGGGAGAUGAAAUAUCUUUCGUGGCCAAAACAGACAGUCUCAUUGUGCGUUUUGGUGAUUCAUAUUUGAAGAAGCACAAACGUGAGAGAAUUAGCUACGUUUGUAGCAACAGAAUGAGGGAGUUAGCGAGGCUCCUCAUUGCUUACAGAGACAUUGUUGGUCGCACCAACGUGGAUUUUAAACAACUUCUUCUUCCGAAAAACUUUGAUUCUGUGUUAUCAGCAGUAAGGAUCAUAGUGGGGUACGAUCCAAUAAAAAAUACUUUCAAAACACCCAGUCUAGCCAUGCACUUGGGAACGUCUUUAAAAUUAGCUUGUCAGGAACUGUCACACUUAGUUUUGAAGGAGACCAGAGGAUUUCGGGCUCAAUCACCAGACUUAAAAACCAUUUGGCUAAAAGACAUUAAAAAUUUUAAGAUGCUUGUUGAAUCUCGGUGGAACAUCGAAUUAGCGUCAUUGGCAAAUAAAGACUUAAUGGAGAAAAGGUGGCAAAAACCACUGCUUCUUCCACUAGUUAGCGACAUUAAGAUAUUUCGCGAUGAGUGUUUAAAGAUGGCCGAAGAAUGUGAAAACGUAUUUCGUCAAGGAAAUGAUGAUAGAAAUACAUACAAAUUACUCCUAAAUUGCACUUUGGCACUGCUAAUUGUCUUUAAUAGGAGACGUAUCGGCGAUAUACAAUACUUAAAGAUUGCUGACUAUAAACGGGAUAUCCGUAGCGAUGUUAACGAUUUUGAGAGUGUGCUAACAGAUGUUGAGAAAAUGUUGACUAGCAAAUAUAAACGCGUAGUUAACGGUGGAAAGGGAAAUCGUGCAGUAGUUAUACUAAUACCCGAGCUCUUACAAAGGUUUAUUGAUAUAAUUCUAAAAAAUAGGGAUAAAUAUAUUACGUCCGAUAAUGAAUACGUAUUUGCUGUUCCUGGCAGCACUGUACCUUGGGGCAAAGGCGAUGUAGCUAUUAGGGCACUAACAAAGAAUAUGAAACUAAAAAAUCCCACAGCAAUCUCGAGCAACAAACUGCGAAAGCAAAUAGCUACUGUAAUGCAAUUGUUAAAUUUAAGCAAGGAUGAAUCAAAGCAAUUCGCACAGUUUAUGGGCCACACAGAAAAAACCCACCAGGAGUUCUACGAAUUACCAGUAGACAUAUAUCAGACGGCAAAGGUGUCCAAGAUUUUGCUCGCAUCUGAGAAGGGUAUUCCUGCCCAAUACAAAGGCAGGUCCCUGGCAGACAUAAAUUUCGACGAAAAUUUAGAGUACGCAGUAGAAAACAACGAUGCUGAUGAAGGAGUAAUACUUUUGCCUGAAAAUGAACAUUUUGAAAUGAACAUUGAAGAUCCACAGACGAAGUUGCUGCCUAAUACAUAUUCUUCUCCUACAGCCUGCAUUGCAAUUGACGACAAUAGUACCCACAGUUUAGAUGGAAAUGAUAACCCAGUUUCUCACGAUAAGACAUCUGUUAGUGGUAGUCAAACUAGAACGAGGGUAUCUGAAAAAAAAGGGUCCGCAAUGAAAGUGACGGAAGUGAUAGCGACAAUAGUAAUGGAAAUGACAACUGUAACAAUAAACAAGGGAAAAAAGUUAUUGUAAAAAAGGGUUGGAGUAACACGGAGGUUCAAGUCUUAAAACAAGAAUUUGCCUCUUUCUUUAAAACAAACGUUUAUCCCUCAGGUAAAGAGAUCACUAAGUUUAAAAAUAAAACUGGUUCUACACGCAGUAUUGCAGUAAUAAAAUCAAAACUUCAACAU
This is a messenger RNA of Photinus pyralis (common eastern firefly), 1901 nucleotides long. RefSeq lists its product as uncharacterized. The transcript is spliced from 7 exons. NCBI's taxonomy places the organism in Eukaryota, Metazoa, Arthropoda, Insecta, Coleoptera, Lampyridae. Gene Ontology annotation, molecular function: DNA binding. The record is from RefSeq and is a predicted model, not a curated record. The coding region runs from base 157 to 1743 and encodes 528 amino acids.